Hymenoscyphus albidus is the source of this 2105-nucleotide messenger RNA. NCBI's taxonomy places the organism in Eukaryota, Fungi, Ascomycota, Leotiomycetes, Helotiales, Helotiaceae. The record is from the annotation of a GenBank genome assembly.
CCUGUCAGCACUUUUCUCCACCCCAACGAACAGGCCUGGCGAGUAGUAGUCGCGGGAUGAUAAGAAUCCCAUGGGCCCUGGUUCAAUGAAUCUAUACCGACACCCCAUCUUUGACACGGCACGGAGAGAGCGAGUGUGUAAGAGCAAUGAGUGCUUAUCAACAUGCCCGCUAUCCAGGUCAAUUAUGGAAACCUGACCGCUGUAAAGUUUCGAUAAAUGGGAUGUUUCAUCUGCCAUUCAGGAAAAUGAUAGAUGGUAUAAGUAUAAGGGUAACCCGAUUUCUCUGGCGCAAUCCGGUUAUUGUUUUGUCUUUUGUCUUUUGCCAUUUCUCUUUUCUCGCCAUGGAUCCAGAAAAAUCCGCGGGGAAAUCCCCUUCGACAGGAUCUGUAACAGACAUCAGCACAGGUGAAAAUGCGAUUCCUGUGGAUCCUGUUUUCGGACAAACCAAACGUGGGCUUUCUGGUCGACAUGUACAAUUGAUGGCGUUGGGAGGUUCCAUUGGAACUGGGCUUUUCGUUGGAAUUGGAGGCGUGUUGUCAACCUCUGGUCCACUUUCCCUGGUUCUGGGAUAUCUGUUUUACUGCAUCACAUUCAUCUGGCCUUGUAAUUUGGUUGUUGGGGAAAUGGCCACUUACCUUCCCAUUCGUGGUUCGAUUUUCGAGUUCGCCAAGCGAUAUGUUGACGAGGCAUUUGGAUUUGCACUUGGAUGGACCUAUUUCUACACUGCAGCUAUGCUUCUAUGUGCAGAACUUUCUGCAGUAGCCACCGUAUGUUUUCUUCAAUAUUGAUUCCCUUUCCAGCCAAGAAGCUACGUGCUAAUUUAUUCAGGUCAUUUCUUUCUGGGACUCGGAGACAAAUCCUGCUGCGUGGGUGGCUUUGGCUUUGGCUGUUAUGAUUGUUCUAAAUAUCAUUGCGGUGAAAUGGUAUGGAGAAUCGGAAUUCGUCAUGGCUGUAAGUUUCACUUCCUUCAUUCCUCAAGUACAGUUGCUGAUACCAUCAAGUCAACUAAAAUUCUUCUCAUCGUGGGUUUGAUUGCUCUAACAUUCGUCACCAUGGUUGGCGGUAAUCCCAAGCACGAUGCAUACGGAUUCCGUUACUGGAAGAAUGGUAAUCAUAUCCACGCCUACUGGACAGACGGAGCUCUUGGAAAUUUUCUUGGUUGGUGGAGAGUAGUUCUUUAUGCUGCAUUUUCCGUAGCUGGACCAGAUCUUCUCGCGCUUGCUGCUGGAGAAAUUCAAAACCCACGUCGCCAAAUCCCCCGAGUUGCGAAACGUGCUUUCUACCGAAUUGCUGGAUUCUACGUGGUUGGUGUCUUCGCAGUUGGGAUCCUCUGUUCCAGUCAUGACCAACGCCUUAUCAGCGCCCUCGCAGAUGGACACAGUGGUGCUGCGGCUUCUCCUUGGGUCAUUGGAAUCCAAAACCUGGGAAUUGAAGGUCUCCCUUCCUUCAUUAAUUUCCUCAUUCUACUCUCCGCUUGGUCCUGCGGAAACGCCUACCUCUACGCUGCGUCCAGAACUCUUUACUCGCUAGCUUUGGACGGACAAGCUCCUCAAAUUUUUAGAAAAUGUACCAAAUCUGGUGUUCCGCUUUAUACAGUUGCCGUACCUUCACUCCUUGGAUGUUUAGCGUUCAUGGUGGCUAGCUCUUCUUCCGUUGAGGUCUUCGGCUGGUUCGUUUCUCUUUCGACUAUUGGUUUCGUCCUCACGUAUACUGGAUACAUUGUCACUUUCAUCGGCUGGUAUCGCGCUCUCAACGCGCAAGGCAUUUCUCGCGAUACUCUUCCAUGGAAGGCCCCAUUCAUGCCUUAUUUUGCCUACUGGGCUAUUGGAACUGGUUGCGUUACGAUCUUCUUUUCUGGCUGGAACACCUUUAAGCCAUUUGACGUUCAAGGCUUCAUCACAUCUUAUUUUGGCGUUGCAUUUUCGGCCUUCAUGUACACUUUGUGGAAGAUCUUGAAGAGAACGAAAGCUGUAAACCCGGCUGAGGCAGAUCUGGUAACCGGAAAGGCGGAAGUUGAUGAAGAGUGCAGACAUUGGGAUGAGAACCCAGGGAAGGAGAGAGCUGAGAUGACUCGCAUGGAGAAGAUUUGGGAUUCUUGUUGGUAG